Molecule: messenger RNA, 11565 nt
Organism: Xyrichtys novacula (pearly razorfish)
Lineage: Eukaryota; Metazoa; Chordata; Actinopteri; Labriformes; Labridae
Source: the annotation of a GenBank genome assembly
GUGUGUAAGGGAAGCUGACGGAGCACCGAGGUUCUCCUUCCGCCGUCCGUAUGUGCAGAGAGCAGUCUGAUAUCGCUGGGAGGGUGAGCUUUUGUCUCUUUCAUAUACGAAAAAAAAAAGAGUUCAACCCGUUUUUGUUGGGGGGCUAUCGAUAAUAUGAUAUUCUGUGCUCCUGUAUUUGUUCAUAUAAUGGUUUGAAACUAUUGUGAAUGCGUGUGUGUGGCUCUGGUAGAGGAGCCAGCUGACUGUGAGAGUGCGGUCCUUUGUGUCCUCCAUUGCUCUGUGACAGAUCAACGCUCCGUUAGCAAACCGGGGCUACACGACUGCAAAUUCACUAGCAGGCCCAUAUAUACUCACUGAAGGUUUUAAACACUUGUUUUUAAGUGUUUUUCGUGUUUGUUUAAUGGGUCAAUGUGGCUAUCUUAAACCUCUAUCAUCAUCUCCCGGCUCGUGCUAACGGAGAGCGGCCGUUAUUGACGUCAUUAAUAGCGUCGCUAAGAGAUAGCUGCUAAUAUCCAACAUGUAGCGGCAACAGACCUGGUUAAUGUUGGUAACUGUCUGUGUUAAAACAGCACUGAAGAGGUUUAUUUAUGGUAGAUAUUGUUCUUUUACAAAAUACAGUCAUAUGUUGUGUGAUAACUGUGGGUAUAAUGUCUUUGGGUGACUCUCAUUAAAGCUAGUGCUAACCGAGACCGACGUAAACUGCGUGACUUACGUUGACGGUUUAUAUAUAGAUUUCUAAAAGGAGACAAAUCGAUUUCUCAUUUCUGCAAGUUAUUUUUGUGUUUUUAACCAUUUGAAAUUUUAUCUUUUGUGAGUUUGAUCCACUGUUUUGUCGAAAAACAAUUAGAAUAUUAAAUAAUUGAAGGUAUUAUAAGGGCGUUUUUGGAAAAAUUACGGUUUUACGUUUUACGUUUUUAAGUGAACUUAUAAAUACAAUACGCUUUUGUUAGGCCCUGAUGUAGACCUAGAAACCUUGAUGCGCAGACUAAAAACAUUAAAACCACAUCCAAAUAAUGAGACUGAUAUUCAAGAUAAUCCAUACCAGCUGUCAAUCUGAUGCUUUUCAAUAAUAAGAGAAAUAGUACUGGGUGUUUUGAGCAUCCCCACAAACUCAGUCUACAUUCCUGACUCUAUUUCCUGCUCCUUGCCAACACAGCUUGUUUAGCUAAGGGACUGGUAAAUUUUUUUUUUAUUUUUUACUCUGUUUAUUUUUAUACAGACUUAUCUUUACCUUUUACCAUUUAGCUACUUUAACAACAGAUCAUACCAUCAAACUAUAAUUUUGUUUUGUAGUUAAUAACCCAAUCUUCAAGACAGCAAGCUAAAGGAGUUUAUUGAAAUGUCUGAAUUGCUUUUUUUUACCUUCUGGUAGAAAAUGUCGUGCGGGCUGUGGAAAGAGACCCUGGCUCUUGCAGAGGACUACCUGUCCCUGAGCUGCACAAGCCCGCAGCCAGCCCCUCCACCUCCCAGCGAGUCAGCCGCUGCCAUGAGACGCCUGGCCCAGGACAUGGAGGCACAACACCAGGCUCGCUUCCACUCCCUCGCUCAGACCUUCCUGAGACAGUGCGGGCCGGACCCCAGCUCCAGUCUCAGGAAGGUGAUAGAGGAGCUUGUGGGAGAUGGACAUUUGAACUGGGGAAGGGUUGUUUCCCUUUUCACCUUUACUGGGGUGCUGGCCAGACAGCUGCAGGAGCAGAAAGACGGGAAGCCGGGGCUGGACCCUGAGAAGGAAACAGGACAGGUGCCUGAACACUGCAGGGGGCUGGCAGAGACCAUAGCAGACUACCUGGGAGAGGAGAAAAAAGACUGGCUGCUGGAGAAUGACGGAUGGGUAGGUUGCUCCAACAUGUCCGCUACUAACUGAUUGAGUCAUACAUGUGACAGUGUAAAGCAGAUUGAGUCACAAACAUUGACGAUAAAGGAAGUAUUUUGAUGGUAUCAAAGGCAGUACGCCAGCUUAAAAGGCACUGAAAAAAAGAAACUUCCUGUAACAGUUAAAAGGCUUUUUUUGACUUCUGGUGUUGGAAACCACCUUGUUAGGUCAGAUCCUGUUUUGGGGAGACGUUAGUAUUCACUUGUAUGUGUGUAAACGUGGCUUUAACAUGGCCAAGACUUUAAUUUAGAUGCAGCCUGUUUUUACUUGACUGUUUGUCGAUGAGACCAGCUCUCAGCUGUCUCAUGUGGCUGCAGUGAUUAUAUGAAUUGUAGAGUAGCAAAAGGCCGGAUUCUGAGGAAUGUUCAGUGGACAAAAACUUCAGCAGUGUCAAUUCAGUGCCAUGAUAGAGCAGCACUGAGCUGUAGAUUAUUAGAGCUCUGUGUUGCAGUAGUGAUAAUUUAUGUGGACUGAAUCUUCCUUUGUUUCCAGAAAUGAAAUGGUCAAUCAUUUUAACCUCCUUAGUGAGGCUUAUUUGACUGAAAAUAUGUAAAGAGAUGGUCAGGAUGGAUCUCAGAGGCCUUACACAACUUAACACCAGAAGAGCUGAAUGUCUGCUUUUCUGAAUGGGCUCACCAUAGCCGCCCCCCCCUCUACCCACACACACUUACCCCUCCUUUCUUCAGCUGGCAGCUGGUUUCAACAAACACGUAACCAGCUCAGCCAGAUGGACUUUGUAGUAACAGUCAAAGCUUCAGUGUGUGUUGAGUUUGGCAUCAGCUGCAGUGAGAGUUGGCGUUGUAUGACUUGAAAAACAAGCAGCUGUGAAGCACCUGGAGCAGAGAGCAGGUGCACUUGCUGGUCCGCUGUGUUCAAUUUGAAAACAUGGUGCAGAAAUACAACUUCCGACUAACCUGCUCUAAAUGAUUUUGGUGAAAAAGAAUAAGCUAAAAUUAAUGUUUAAUUUAGUUUCUGCAUAGUUUCUCAAUGAUGAGUACAUCAGUACAUGGAGGCAGAUAAAUACUGUUUAGCAGAAAAGUGGAAGAUUAAUUCAUGUGUUCAUUUCUGUUUCUUUGUAGGAGGGGUUCUGUAAGUUCUCCCGCAGUGCCAGAGAGGUGAGUCAGGACUCAUCCAUGAAGACGGCGCUGUUUGCUGCAGCUGGUGUUGGUCUCGCUGGACUUACCUUCCUCCUGGUGCGCUAGCUAGCCCUCUGCAUCCUCAGAGCAUCGUCCUCCAUUUUCUCAUUUCAUUCGGCGCAAUUACUUAGCGGAUAAAAUUCUAACAUCAACUCUGCAACAACAACAAAAAAGGCUUAAUCUGUAGUGAAUUCAGGGUCGUCAAAACCUCACCUCAUCAACUGAAUGUUUGCACAUACUGAAACCCCAUGCACACAGAAAUACUGACAUCUUGUCACUUGCUCCUUAAGAUUGUAAAAAUGAUCUCGAUGCCUUCAGAAAUUUGGGGCAAGUUGUAUCAGUGUGCACAUGUUAAGUACUAAAGCACAGGUAUCUGCUCGGACUUAUCUUGAUUUGAGAGUUUUCAGCGGUGCAGCUAAUAGACUUUAUCUCGUGUCCCCCACAGCUUUUUGUUUUUCAAAUUUGUCAGCUGCCUUUUCUUCAUGUGUUUACCUGAGUUGUGUAUGUGGUAUAGAGCCAUUCUAGUGUACAAUGUAUAAAUUAAUAUAUUAUAUUUAUAUGAAAUGAAACUGUAAGCAGCAGUGGCCCUUUUCAAACCUCCACAGCUAAUUCAGUUGUUUUAUUGUUUUAAGUCUGUCUCACAUUCAUGUGAUUCACACGGUCGACAGAGAGACCCUGACGGCCUCACAACGGUGCUAUGAUGAUAUGUUGUGAAAUGUUUCUCUAUUGAUCUACCAAACCAGGGACCAAUCUGACGUCAAACACCCUGCUAUUAGAACAAACAUGCUCUAGCAUUCCCCUCGCAGAUCUCUGAAACAUUAUAUUUUUACAUUGUUUUGUCUAUUUAUUUGUCUGUUUUUUAAUAAAAGGAACAAUCAUGAAGACUGAGUGCACGGUGUCUGUUUUAUAACUGAAUUUUCUUGCAGUGGCAGAUAAUAGGUGUGGAGGAAAUAUGAACAGUAAAUGACUCUCUCUUGCCUCUUCUUGUGCGCAGACAAAUUGUCAUAAAUAAGAGAUGUUCAGCUGUCUGUGUCUGCUCCGCUGACUCGCCACAGCUCUCCUUUUCACAACAACCAACUCCAAACACCCAGAGGCCAAAAUUACCCUUUCUGGUGCUGAGUUUGGAAGUGGUUUGUCACUUCUAACUUUGGGACUUGUUUGUUUUUGAAGCACUUAAAUACUCAAAGUAGCUCCACGGUUUAAAAUAAGUCAGUGGGGGAGUAAAAAUGGGCCUCGUCUGGUAAAAUGAUGUUUCUAAAGCUGGUGAUCUGACACUCCACUAUAACUCAAAGUUUCUAACUCGAUGGUUGUAAAAAAUACCUCACUGAGAGUACCAAUUUUUCCAGUCAUAACAAAGCAAUCUUGGGGGAAAAAAGAAAAGGGAAAACACAAGUCCUCAGUAAGACACUGUUGCAGUAAGUGCUCCUGAUUUUUCUCUUGAGUGAUAACAAUAAAGUGAGGCUGUUGUGUGCGAGUCUUUGAAUUGUCACACACAAAGAGCCUGUGUGUUGGAUCAGUGAACCUGACCACUUCCCACAGUAUGAGGGAUGAUUUAGAGUACAAAACCUGCAGGCAAAAUGCUCUCCACUACGCCUUUAUUCUCUUCUUGUAAUGUUUGCUGGACAAAAUGUAGCAUAUAGACUUUUGGGAAUAUUAUCUAACCUUUUUUUGGUGAUUGAUACUAAUAACCAAAAUAGGAAAUGUUUGUAAUUUUCCUGGCCCCAUAAAGCUUGUGAAUGACCGCCAAAGUCAGGCAAAACGAUAAAGGUCCUUGAGUUUCUGUCUUGUUAUGCCCUUAUCCUUAUCUAUCAGCUAUAUAACAUCCCCAUUCACAGCAGAUGUGAGUAUGUUAAUCUGUGAUGUCAAGCAUUAAACCAACACAACAGACACACAGCUGUUCCAGACCUCAGUCUAGUGUUUUUGCUCAGAAAGGGAGGGAAGCCCGAAAGGCUGUUUGGUGACACCCUCAGUUUAAAUCUAUGACACUUUAUAUUUUCUUCUCUUUACUUGCUUUAAGUACUUUUCUCACUUUGAGAAUCUCAAGUACUCACCAAGUUAACCUGGCUGAUAUGACGCACUAAAGAUUAAACAUUUGUUUGCAUUUCCAUACUAUACUACACUGAGGCCUUUUUUCAUACUGUAAUAUGAUAUUUUUAUCAAACUGUACUGUGAUUUUCCUCAUCAUACUAAACAAAAUCAUUUUUAACACACUAUACUAUGAAAUUUUUACAUUUUAUACUUUAUUUUUUUAUCAUACUCAACUUCGGUUUUUUAUUCAUACUCAAGUAUGACAUUUUAAAAUGAAAAAAUAUAUUUUUAUCAUACUAUACAAUGACAUUUUUACAUGCUAUACUAUGAUAUUUUUACAUACUAUACCAUAAAUCUUUUAUCAUACUUAAAUAUGAUUGUUUUGAUCAUACUAUAGUAUGACUUUUUUUUUCCUACUACAAUGUGAAAUUUUUAUUAUACUUUACGAUGACAUUUUGAUUAAUCUUCUAUACCAUGACAAUUAAUUGUGCUAUACUAUCACAUAUUUAUUAUACUAUACUGUGAUAUUUUUGUCAUACUGUACAAUGAUAUGUUUACAUUUCGAUACCAUGACAUUUUUAUUGUACUAUACAAUUGUAUUUUUUCCAAACUGUACUAUGGCAUUUUUAUCAUUCUUUAUUUUUUUUGUACUAUACAAUGACAUUUGAUCAUACUGUACUAUAAUGAUUUUCUCAUACGUAACUAUGAUUUUUUUUAAAUCAUACCAUAGUAUGAUCUCUUUAUUAUAUAAUACCAUGAUAUUUCUAUCAUACUAUACUAUAAAUUUUUUAUUAUACUAUACUAUGAUAUUUUUAUCAGACUUUCCUAUAAGUUUUUACCAUACUAAACUAAGACAUCUUUAUUAUACUAUACUUUGAAAUUUUAAUUCUACGUAACUAUGAUUUUUUUUUUACAUACUAUACUACGACUUAUUUUCAUGCUAUAAUAUAUUUUUUUCAUGAUAUACUAUGACAUUCUUAUCAUAAUUAACUAUGAUCCUUUUAUCAUACUAUACUAUGAUAUUGUUCACAUACUUUCCUCUAAGUUUUGAUCAUACUGAACUAUGACAUUUUUAUCACAAUGUACUAUGAUGUUUUUAACAUACUAUACUGUGACAUUUUUCCCCUUUUAUACUGUGACAUUUUUAUUAUAUUAUACUAUGAUAUUUUUAUCAAACUAUACUACAAUGUUUCCAUUAUACUUUAUUUUUAUCAAACUAUACUAUGACAUUUUAUCGUACUCUAUCAUACUUAACCUCCUAAGACAAGAAAUCUUGCAAGGCAUGCAUUUUUAUUUUCUCUUUGAUAUUUAGGCUAAUUGGGACCUGAUGAGUGUAAAAACAAAGAAUGAUCUUUUUACAUGAUGUAGUUUCUGAGAAAAAUGAUGUCCACAUAUGAGGACAUUCGUUUUAAAUUUUGAGAGAAGGCCCUUGUGAACAAAAUUUAAUAUUGUGGUCUUGACAACCAAAAAUGUGAUGUCCACACAUGUGGACGCCGGGUCUUAGGAGGUUAACUAUGAUUUUCUAACAUGUUAUACUACAACAUUUUUAUCAAACUAUACUGUAACAUUUUUAUCAUACUAUACUAUGACUUUUAUAUUAAACAAUACUAUGAAAUUUCAUGAGUUGUUCUUUGGAUUAUUGGAUCAUUUUACUAUGAUGCUACUUUUGGUUCAUUUGAUCACAACUGAAUUCAGCUGCUAUGAUCACCAGAGAGGAUUAACACCUUAACAGUGAAUGAUUUUCUUAUUUGCUGAUCAAUAAUAGGUACUCCUUAAUCUGAUAUAUUCACCAAUCAGUUAUUGUAGACAACAGAAAACAGCCUUGCUUUUCUGCUCUCUGUUCAGCUUUGUAGGUGAUAAGAGGAAACAGGUGAAUGUCAUAAUUUCUCAAGACAACAAAAUUGUUCAUUUCUGAUCCUGACAUAAAAAAACACAGCUGGUCAGCUUUCAAUUUGAUUUUAUUGCAUUUGGAAGCAUAAAAGCAUAUUGUUGGAAUUGAUUAGCAAGUUUAAACAAAUAUUUGAAGAUUUUUGAGAUCAAACACAGAGUGCAAGUCCAUAAUUCCCCAAAUAUCUGAUAUUUUCUUAAUUUGUAUUCCAACUGCUAAAACACCAGAAGAAUAGUACAGGGAAUAGAUGAGAUCCAUUUGUGAAGCAGGGGAUACAGAUAUGAAGAAAGAACAGAUUUGACAUGUUAAAAACUAUGACUCUGCAUUAAGAAAGGCUUCCUGAAUUUUUGGUGCCAACAUAGGAAUACACACAAGAAGUUGAAUGUUGUCACUUCUCAGAGAAAAUAUAUCUAAGUUGCAGGUCAGGUCAUGUUAAUUGGUCUGAGAACAUCUAUCAGACUAAUAUAUUUCAACAUAUCAGACUGGAAAUUAGCCCCGUCAAGAUUACAAGCGUAGUGAGAUGUCUUUAGGAAAAUCUCUUUCACUGUCACUAACAGAAGUGUGAUGAAACAAAUCAAACCAAGCUUGAGUAUCUUGAUUAUGAGAUAUUGAGAUUAGCUUUGGUCCACAUCUACAAGAGAAGCAGUGAGAAAGAGUUUUUCCUUAAAAAUCUUUCUAAAGAGUACGGAAGCGUGGUGCUGCCACAUCGAGAGAAAAAAAAUGGGGGCUCAUUAUCACGUAAUUACGUGAAAAGUUUAUUGUUAUAACAAUAUCGUUUCACAUCAUAACGUAAAAAUAUCACGUUAUUUCAUGAUAUGAAGUUUUCAUGUUAUAACAUUAAAGUAUUGUGUUAUUUCAAGAUAUAUUUUCACGUUAUAACGUGAAUAUCACGUUAUUUCAUAAUAUGAAGUUUUCACGUUAUAACGUGAAAGUAUGACGAAAUAACGUGAUACUUUCACGUUAUAACGUGAUAGUAUAUCUUGAAAUAACGUGAUACUUUCACGUUAUAAUGUGAAAAAAAUCAUAUAACGAAAUAACGUGAUUAUUUUACGUUGUACCGUGAAAAUAUAUUAUAACAAUAAACUUUCAUGUAAUUAUGUGAUACUGAGCCUCUCGGUUUUUAUUUUCUUGGUCUGGCAGCUCUACGCUGCUGUAAAAGAGUAACAUUUUCAGUUUUUUUUUAUUCCUGAGUAAAAGCAGCAUUUGAGACAUAGUAUUGAUGAGAACACGUCAGAGCGACAUGAUGAGAGCAGUCCCUCAGGCUCCAGUCUGUUCCAAAACUUCUGGACUUGCAUCAUGUACACACCACGUCUUCUUUAAGCAUGUACAGUCAUAAACAGAAGUGCAGAUUACUGCCUGGAUCCUCAGAGCUGCUCUCAUUUUUUUCUCUGUUUCCACUGUGAAGGUCUUGUCUGAUGUUCUGAGGGUUACACCUGGAAGAGGAUCUUUUUGAAAUUUAAGAUCAAUUAAAUAUAGUUUGGUUUUAAUAUUUAAAGUUUGAAUUGACUUUAAUCUUUCCAUAUGUGAUUUUCUCACAUUGUUACUGUAAUUUUAGAAAACACGUUUCUUGAAGUGUGAAUUUUGCUCUUUAUUCAUCCUCUGUAGCCUAAUAAUUGCCUAAUAAUAGCCUAAUAAUUGAGAGCAUUUGCUCUUCUGAUUCACCAGCUUUCUGGUGUUCCACUAUCGUCAUCCAUAGCGCAUUGGACCUUGAGAAUAGCAAGCUCCUCCUCCUGUGUUUGUUGCCUUCAACACGGCUUCCUUCACCUGGAAGAGAAAAAUGGUUUAGCACUUAAAAGUACUCUCUUUAAAAGUACUCUCUUUAAAAGUAGUGCACUCUCCAUGCUAGACUUUCUCACUUCUUAGAUACACAGAUUUAUAUUAAUGCAUUCAUACACUUUUUAAAAACCGUUUAUGACAGGAAAAAGAAAAGUUAGUAGGCAACAGAGGUUGCUUUAUGAUUUUUUAAUCACAUUCCUUUUUCUGUGCAGGAUUGUCUUAUUGAAGUCAUCUAUAAAUGUCGCCAUAUAGAGUACGUCAAUCCUCUUUCUUACUUAAUACGAUGUUGCAUUUUUCCUGUACUUGUUGAUGAACAUGGGGAUAUUCUUGUUCAUAACUUGAAUAGAAUAUAUUCCCCUGUGGUGUGGUUGAUAAAGUCAUAAGGAUAGUGUCUGUAAAAGGAGUCUACUCCUGGCCCUCCAGUAGUUCAAAUGCUUCUUUCUUUUUAACCAAUUUUUACAGUGAGAAACAAUGGGAUGAGAAAAACAGCAGACAGAGCCGUGAAAAUCAUCACUCAUAGUGAAGACAGGGAAACAGCUUUUGCUAAAUAAACAGCUUGGCAUCAAGGAUGAUGUGGUCUGUUUGUCUCCUCACCACUUUGAUUCAAACCACAGACUUUACACAGCGAGUGAACUGCUCUUCUUAGUUUAUAAUGUGACUACACUGAAGAGGGCUCUACAACUUUGCUAUUUCUAAAAAUAAGUCCUGAUUGGCCCAACUAUCGCUGUGGGCCUCCAUCAAUUAGAUGUUGAUUUAAAAAAACAAUCACCUCUCCAACAUGCUUACCUUUUGAGGAUCAGGGAAUUGCCCAGUGCUGUUCUUGGAGUGGACAAGCUGACUAUCCACCCAUACCUCAAAGUAGUCUGUGGGGUUGAAAAGUGAAAGUGAAAAGGGAUCCACAUCAAUUCAAUAAAUAUUUCAAUGUGUGUUUGGAUAAACAUAAUCCAUGUUCAUAUUACAACCAGUUAAACAGGUUUAUCACAGAAGGGAGCCGGGCAUAAAACAUGACAAACCCUGGCACUGCUCAAAGGAACCAUAAGAGCACUGUAAAGAGAAACUGGUCAUAUUUUUCAAUGCUUGAUCUAACGGCUUAAAAUGUUUACCAGGGUACAUGAAUCUAAACAAAUGAAGAGAGCGUUAGGAGGUUUUUUUUUCUUUUUUUUUAAACCAAGCUAACCUUUAAAAGAUUCAUAUUUGAACAAACGACUAUUAAACCUGAUGAAAACUGUUUUAUUUUCAAAGAGUUUAGAAACAUUAAUCACUGCUGCAGCAGCUCCCUCUGGUGCUAAACAAGAAUAAACAACUUAUCUUCAAACAGUAUUUAAACACGGAAACAUGUCGAAAACUGAUGACUCUUAACUGCAUGAGUCCUGGAUGAUGUUUUUGGAGAAUAAUACACAGUGCUUCUCUUCCCUCAUCUUUAUUUUAUGUUGUACCUAAACGUCCUUUAAAGGUUAAAAAAUGAAUGACUCAGCUUGUCUCUCAUAUGAUACAGAAUGAUUUUGUUGCCUAACCAGAAAGUGCAGAACAAUCAUAUGCUGUGUAGAGAUUCGAGGUGAUUUGUACUGACAUCGAAAGGAUAAAAAAGUUUAAAGACGAAAAAAAUUACACCCAGACACACUCGCACUCGCAGGUUGUUGUUGGUUCUCUGACGUUGUCUGUACGAGGAUAUUAACUAGAGGGUGUGUUUUUAAGGUGUGGCCCAAGAAUGUCGGCUAAGACCAUUUUCAUUUUUAUUCUUUCAUUUUCAUGUCCACAUAGAAAUGCACGCAGAGCCAUAUUUUAAAAGCUUUAAAGUGAUUCUUUGCUUACUCACUGCACAUGUUGAAACAGGGAUUUAAUAUGUGCAUCAGUCAGCUGCAGUUAUAGAUUGAAUGUGUUGCUGGGUGUUAGGAUUAAACAGCUACUUAAUGCUUUUGCAUCCUCUUCUGUACUAUUCUAGGCUGUUCACAUGUGCAGGGCUACAUUACUUAUUCAACACAAAUCUUCACACCAUAUUUCCUCCAGAUAACCACGAUACAUUUUGCCAAGUCUGAAGGAUUUAAAGGAGUUCGUAAUGUAUAUGACAUAACCUAUGCUCCUCUCAAAACCAUUAGACAUGCUAAUAAAUGAUAUGUAGGUUAGGAGAACUAGUGGCAACAUAAAAAAAUACAAGUCAAAAGUGAUGUUAUACUAAAACUUCUAAUACCUGUCAUCUUUGUAUUGAUCUCUAUUACUUUAUGUGACUUAUACACCUCAAAGUCAGCAUUUUUGAUAUGAGGCAGGUCAGCGAAUCUUUUUCUUUGAGCAAGAAUGGACCUCCGUACAGGAUGGACUAAAAGAUAGAAAUUGAAACUUACUUGAAGCUGCUGCUCUGGUUGUUAUCUGCACACCUGGAAUUCCAUAAAGUGCAGAAACCAGAUUCCGGUAGUGGGCAGCAGUGCCUCAGCUAUUACUUUAGCCGACAAAAAGGAAAACAAACAAAACCAGUCAUUUAAAAAUGUCAAAAUAUGAUUGUUGCUGAUUGUUGAGAGCUGUAAGAUGUACCCACAUCCAAAUCAGCUAAGUUUAUUUCUGCUUUGCUCUUCCAAACAUCAGUCUAACAAGGAGUUAAAAGCUGGUGCAAAGAGCACUAAUGCACAAUAUAUACACGGUUGUUUUGAUCAGUUAUCGCAUCUUAUUUCUUCAAUCCACUGUAACCCAUCAAAUUUACCCAGAAGGCUAAUAAAUAGCUACAACUUGUGCAUGUUCCAGCACUAAUAAGAGAGUAAUAAUCUCACCAAAAGUCUAUGGUGACCACAACCAUGGUUAUGGCUGAUUUGUUAUGCCAGCAGUCGAUGCGGAGCGGUGAAGUUUCAGUCGGUAGGUUGGCAGAAUAUGUU